This is a messenger RNA of Neurospora hispaniola, 2264 nucleotides long. RefSeq lists its product as uncharacterized. NCBI's taxonomy places the organism in Eukaryota, Fungi, Ascomycota, Sordariomycetes, Sordariales, Sordariaceae. The transcript has a single exon. The coding region runs from base 280 to 1926 and encodes 548 amino acids. The record is from RefSeq and is a predicted model, not a curated record.
AGUGUCCCACUGAGAGAAGCCUCGCCAGGGCUCCAGCGCUCCAAAUCGCCUCAAAUCCCAGCGCCACGGGUUGGCUGAGAGUGUACGGGCGUGUGGCCCGAGAGGUUCCCGCCUUCUGUGGUACUUCUGUCAGGUUCCUGUUCCCACCGGGCAGUGACACACACACACCCGCCAUUGGCUGCCACUCCAUGUUAAGGCAAAGCUUGCGUCUACGCCCACCUUCCCGUCCUUUACAGGUAUUAAUGAAGCGCGCCUGCGCCGAUACCUCAGUUCUUCAUCAUGAUCACUGCCUCUUCGUUCCUUAUCUCGCGCCAGCGGCAACCUCAACGUCAUUCCUCCCAACCCAAGCAGGAACUCGAUAAACAAACAACAAAACCUCCACAUAUGCAUCUUCGCCCACCACUCUCGAAACUCGACCACUUCACAAUUGACCCAAUUGUGGCAACUCCUAUCAAGACAUCGGCACCAUCUCCUUCUUGGCACCCAGAAGCAGGAUCCCUUCGUGUUAAGGAUGCCCAGGAAACACCACGCAGAUACGUUAACACCGACAACAACACUACGAAACCCGUUAUUGAAAUGCCUUCUACCGCUUCCUACGUCCAGGCAAUGCCCUCAAGCCCUGUUCAGAUUCCCGUGAGGCCGAGGUCGCGCGACGCUGCCCACCAGCAGAAGCAGCGUCGCCACCAUGUUGACCGGAAACAUUACUCGUCGCCCCGUCCCAGGGAUGUGCACUCCCCCGAUGCUAUUCCACCCUCGGUGGCCGCCCUACUUGCCAUGACGAGCAUCCCAAAACCAAGGGCUGCCCGAAGCGCUCGUCAGGCCAAGACUCUUCGGGAGAGGAGGAUGACAGUUGAUGCCAUCAUUGCCCAGUCAAAUGAGUCUGAGAAAGAAUUCAGUCUUUCCUUGGGUAACAAAGGCCCUUUGGACCUGCUUCUGACACCACCUGAGCUCCUGGAAGACGAUGAUUCUUCCUCUAUCAGCGAUAGCAACAUCGGGUCUUUACUCUCGUCCAGGACUCUCUCUUCAGACUCGACGCCAUCGCUCAGCGAUUCUUUCGACACCGAUACGCUUUCGUCAAUGGAAACAUCCCCUGCACCGCACAGGAGACGCAAGAUCCACCCAACCAGACGGUCGUUGGAGCCCGUAUCAUCCCCCACGGGAGAACUGGAGGGCCACCCAUUAUCAUCUCCCGAGAUUGUGGAUGACGAGCUGGAUUUCCGCGUUUUUAAGGACAAGCGCGAAGAGGUGGAGGAAAAGAAGCACUCCAGGCUCGGUUUCAGACCCUUCAAGUCGGUAUUCAAGUCGAACCUUACUGCGUCAUUGCGCGCGCUCCGUCAAGCUGCCAAGUCCUUUUCGACGCUCAACUUCCCGUCCAUUCCCCCAGAGGACUUCCUUACCCGAUCGAUCUUGACACUCGACCCACAAGUCCCCUUUACCGAUGAACGCAGGCCUCCGCUGCUCGAAGAGGAGCCGACAGCCGCUCUGCGUCGCUACCUUAACCCGACUACGACGGUCCGGCUGGAGCAGCCUUGCUCUGCCACCCAAGCGCCAACUACCAAAGUGUUCACGGCGUCUAUUCAGAUGCAGACGUAUAGGGUCCAGCGAGCCCGGGGCUCCUCUGCUUCCUCCGGUCGGAUUCCUUGCCCAUCUGUCGGUCUCUCAUCCACGUCGCAAGCGCAGCAACCUUCCAACGCCAAAUCCGAGUAUCCUAUGCCUGGACCAAGACAGCGCGAGAUGCGCGAGAACUCUGAUUUCAUCCGCAUUGCGGUUAUGGAGAUGGCCAUGCGGAAAUGCGGCAAGCUUGAUGAUCAGAAGCCAGGCCGAGCUCGGUGGGCGCUUCCUCCCCGUAAGACGAGCACGAAGCCGUAUGUGGUCGGCGCUGACGGGGUGCCUGCUCGAUGGGUCGCCGUCACUUACACGUGCUAGCUACAUAGCUGGCGCGUCUUAAAGAUCCACCAACACCAGACCCCGACGCAUAAAACAUGUCUGGCUCGAACGGGAACCAAUGCUCUCCGCAUUUGGUCCCAAGGAGCUAAGAGCAACCUUUUACGUCACAUUUUGCCGAACCCCUUCGUCCCGACUGACAAAGUCUUACUGCCAUGCACGUUUCUGCAGCGCUGUCGGCCACCUAUGUCCUGCACCUAGUAGGGGUAUGGUCAUUGCUCGAUAUCCACCGGCUCACAGCGAAAUUGGCGGGCACUAUUUACCGCAAUUGAAGUUGGAUAGAAAUUCUCCCCAUUGGCUGCUUGGGUUUUCCUUUUCGG